CACUCCAAAUUCCAAUCAAAAAUACAUACAUUACCUACCCCAAAACCCAAUAAACUUUACAAAAAUGGCCCUUUCAAACUCUCUUCUCCCUACCAAAUCCUUUCAAAUUCAAUCCACAUCUUUCCCAACAACCACCACUAAAAACUUCAUCUCAGCCGUCCAUUCACCAGACCCAUCAUCAAAACCAUCAUCUCCGGCCAUCGGCGCCGCCACAACCAGCACACCAAAACUAACAUCUGUGCCAAAAAAACAAGAAUGGAGUGUAGAAUCUUGGAGGACAAAAAAGGCAUUACAAUUGCCAGAAUACCCAGAUCAAAAAGAGCUAGAUUCAGUGUUGCAGACCCUUGAUUCAUUCCCACCAAUUGUGUUUGCAGGUGAAGCAAGACACCUUGAAGAAAGACUUGCAGAAGCUGCCAUGGGGAAUGCAUUUCUUUUGCAAGGUGGUGAUUGUGCUGAAAGUUUUAAGGAGUUUAAUGCUAAUAAUAUUAGAGAUACUUUUAGAGUUAUUCUUCAAAUGGGUGCUGUUUUGAUGUUUGGUGGUCAAAUGCCUGUUAUCAAGGUAGGAAGAAUGGCUGGGCAAUUUGCCAAGCCCAGAUCAGACGGGUUCGAGGAGAAGGAUGGUGUAAAGCUACCAAGUUACAGAGGAGAUAACAUCAACGGUGAUGCCUUUGAUUUGAAAUCACGAACACCCGACCCUCAUAGAUUGAUCAGAGCAUACUGCCAAUCUGCAGCCACUCUUAAUCUUUUGAGGGCUUUUGCCACUGGAGGGUAUGCUGCUAUGCAGAGAGUUACUCAAUGGAAUCUUGAUUUCACCGAGCAUAGCGAAGCUGGUGAUAGGUAUAAAGAGCUUGCUAGCCGAGUUGAUGAGGCACUUGGGUUCAUGUCGGCUAUUGGCCUAACAACAGACCACCCUAUCAUGACCACCACCGAUUUCUGGACUUCACACGAGUGCUUGCACUUGCCAUAUGAGCAAUCUCUUACAAGAUUGGAUUCAACUUCAAGCUUAUACUAUGAUUGUUCGGCUCAUUUUCUAUGGGCUGGGGAGCGAACCCGUCAACUCGAUGGUGCACACGUUGAAUUCCUUAGAGGAAUUGCAAAUCCUCUUGGAAUUAAGGUAAGUGACAAGAUGGACCCAAAUGAGUUGGUCAAGCUCAUUGACAUCUUGAACCCCCAGAACAAGCCAGGAAGGAUUACAAUUAUUACAAGAAUGGGAGCUGAGAAUAUGAGGGUCAAACUUCCACAUCUUAUUAGAGCCGUUAGAAGGGCUGGACAAAUUGUCACGUGGGUCAGCGAUCCUAUGCAUGGAAACACCAUCAAGGCUCCAUCUGGACUCAAAACUCGCCCCUUUGAUGCAAUCAGGGCGGAAGUGAGAGCAUUCUUUGAUGUCCAUGAGCAAGAAGGAAGCCAUCCGGGAGGAGUUCACCUAGAAAUGACAGGUCAAAAUGUGACUGAAUGCAUCGGUGGAUCAAGAACGGUGACCUUUGAUGACCUUGGUUCACGCUACCACACUCACUGUGACCCUCGUCUUAAUGCAUCUCAGUCGUUGGAGCUUGCUUUCAUCAUAGCCGAGCGUCUAAGAAAGAGAAGAAUGGGUGUUCAACAAUCUUUGUCUCUUUGAGAAUCUAUGCCACCACUAGCUUAUUUAUGUUAUGAAAAUUAUUGCUUGUUUUGACCUUUUGUUUUUUUUGAAGUUAUGUUUUUUGAAUGGUGUAUGUGUAUACUUGAAGGUUGCUUUGAGAGUUUGGAAAUGAUGAGAAACAGAGAAAGUGAGAUCAAAAGUUAUGUAUGAAUAUAUAAUCCUCAAAACUAUCGUCUUUAAUUAAUUGUUAUUCACAUCAAUAAAUCAAAUAAUAAAUUCAAGUAAAGAUUCAUUUA
Molecule: messenger RNA, 1875 nt
Organism: Erigeron canadensis
Lineage: Eukaryota; Viridiplantae; Streptophyta; Magnoliopsida; Asterales; Asteraceae
Product: phospho-2-dehydro-3-deoxyheptonate aldolase 1, chloroplastic-like
Exons: 5
Coding region: 65-1618 (517 amino acids)
Biological process (GO): aromatic amino acid biosynthetic process
Molecular function (GO): 3-deoxy-7-phosphoheptulonate synthase activity
Source: RefSeq, a predicted model, not a curated record